This is a messenger RNA of Drosophila erecta, 990 nucleotides long. RefSeq lists its product as uncharacterized. The record is from RefSeq and is a predicted model, not a curated record. The coding region runs from base 1 to 990 and encodes 329 amino acids. The transcript has a single exon. NCBI's taxonomy places the organism in Eukaryota, Metazoa, Arthropoda, Insecta, Diptera, Drosophilidae.
AUGGCCAAUAAACUGAAUAUUCGCCAGAGGAAUGACGCAACGACGCAGUGCCACAUGCUUCAUUUGAAGCAGACGGAUCUCCUCAGUCAACUGCUGCCCAACACCCAAGCUAUGCAAAGCCUGCGUUCCCUCUCCAUUGGGCGCAUAUCCCAAGCGGCUCUGGAGGAGAUCUUUGCGAACUGCAGUCAGCUGGAGAGCCUACUUCUGUGCGACAGGAUGGGCUCAGGUGUCCUUUAUGAUAUACGGAGCAUAGGGCUCUGCUGUAUGUUGAAGGUGUUGAUGCUGCCCCUGAAUGUAGGGACGCCACUGGCCAUCUGCUCUCUGGCGAACCUCACCCAUUUGACCCUUCAGCGCCAGGAACUCAGUCAGGGAACGGACUGGAUGCGUACCGUCCGGGCUAUCAUCCAUGCCAAGCGGUUCAAUCUGCAAGCACUCAGCUUUGAUGGCUCCUGGCUGACCGCUCCUCUGAAUCUGUCCCACCUUCAGCUGGCUCAAUGCACAGCCCUGACCGACCUGAGAUUGAGUAACUGCAAUCUGGGAGAGAACAGCCCACUAUUGCCCUUGUCCUGCCAAAGGAUCAGCUUCCGGCGAUGCUCUAUGGGCAUGCCCCUUGGUUACAAAGGGACCCAUCCGCUUUUAAAGAAACUAGAGCUGUUUGACUGCCGGAUAUUGUCUGAAGUUCCCAUUCUACGUCACAUCUUGAACGUGAGGAGGCACCAACCCGUCGACGGACCACUCCUGUUCACCUUUAGCCAGUCCACAAGACUACGAUAUGAGUUCACGAAGUGGUCCCAUGAGGAUGUGCGUGUCCACAGCGAGUGGCUGCUAGUGAAGGAACUGGAGCCACACCAGGCGGAUACAUGGCGCCUACAAGUAGGCACGGUUUCCAUGAAGUUUGCUCACUCCAUAAAUGAUGUGCCCAGUCUCCAGCUCCCAGAGGAGAGUAUCCCGAGUGCCGCUGAUGUGGUCAGGAUGCUGGGUUCCUUAUAA